CUUCCUGCAUGUCACACACUUGAUGAGAAGACUUGCGAUGCACCUUUUGGCCCCGACAAUCCAGAACCCGGCAGCACGGAUGGCCCCCUCUGUAAAAUGUCUACCUUGGUGCUUCACGGCGUGAUGAUAUUGACGCACAAGCAGAGUUGCCAAAUGAUGUUUACCUGGGAUAAUAAUGGGGUUGGUUUCGUCUUUUCCCAGUUCUGACUGUGUAAUGUGGCCUCCCACUCUCAGCAGUCCAUUGCUGUCAACGAUGGGACAUAGCUUCUUUAGACUGCUUUGAGUCAAGAGAUUCUUACCUCUAGCGAUACAGUUCAAUUCUUUGAGGAAACACUCCUGCUGCACGCUUUUGAUCACGAAGAUCUUUGCUUUCUCCAGCUCCUCUUCAGUGGGACCUGCACAACAGAUGUGCCAGCCUUGGCAGGCAUUGUCUGGUGUGGACUGGGCAAAUGAAUGAGCUAUGUGGAUCAGGCAUGCAACUGCCGCCAUGAGUGUGCUGAAAAAUGCUCAAACCUCUUGGUGCUCAUCACAUCAUUCAAGACAUCUUUCCCAGUGGUUGUGAUCAAUGGACGUACCACGGCAUCGGUGAGAGGGUUGAGGAGGUCAAAGGGUUCUUCAAGUUCGGAGAAGUGCGGUGAAGGUUUCUGGAGGAGAGCUGGUCCAGUCAACCAAGUUGUGGUGCUCAGGGAGGCUGCAGUGACUGAUCUGGACCCAUGGUCUGCUGGGUUGUGUUCCGUGGGAACAUAUCGCCACUGGUCUGGGGAUGACGACUGUCGAAUCCGCUGGACUCUGUUAUUCACAUAGACGUAGAACCGCCUUGCUUGAUUGUGAAUAUAUCCCAACACGACUUUGCUGUCGGUGAAGUAAGUGAUGCGGUCGAGUUUCAUAUCCAUUUCUUCCACCACCAUCUCUGCAAUUUCAACUGCGAGGACUGCCGCACAUAGCUCCAACCUUGGGAUAGUAAUCUCUGGUUGGGGUGCCAAUCUAGCCCAGGGAGUAAUUUGGUCUAGAACCACCACUGCGUGAGGGAGUGCUGAGUCCCAGUCUUCGGCUUGCUUGGAGAGCUCUCUGAGUAAAAGUCUGCCUCGUACGGUUACUGGAGCCAGAAACCCAAGAGGGUCGUACAGGCUGUUGACCAUUGAUAAAACUCCUCUUUUGGUGUAUGGUUUCUCCUCGUCUGAGAUCUGAAAAGUGAAUGUGUCUGUAACGAUGUCCCAAGACACAAGGGAGAUCGUCGGUGAGAAGGUUCAGGUUUUUAAUUUCUUUGGCAUGGUCCUUGGGAGGAAAGGCCUCGAUGACUGCAAGUCUGUUGGACGCUAUCUUGUGUAGCCGAAGGUUAGACAUGGAAAGCAUUUUCUGAGCUCGCUUGAUGAUACCGAUACCAUCCUCUUCCGUAGAGAAAGACCAUAGUCCGUCGUCCACAUAGAAGCAUCGCUCUACGUAUUGUCUGGCGUCACUUCCGAACUCUCCCUCCCCUUGCUUGGCUGCUCUUCUGAGACCAUAGAUUGCGACCGCGGGAGAUGGGCUGUUACCGAAAACAUGCACGCACAUUCUGUAGUCUAUGAUGUCUUGGCUUGGGUCAUUGUUGCGGUACCACAAGAAGCGGAGAUAAUCCCUGUGGUCUUCCUGACCAUGAAACAAUGGAACAUGUGUUCAGUGUCUGCGGUGAUGGCCACAAGAUCUUUCCUGAACCUUAGGAGGACGCCCAGCAAGCUGUUGUUGAGAUCAGGACCGGUAAGCAACACAUCGUUCAGAGAUAUUCCCUCAAAAGGAGCACUGGAGUCGAAGACCACGCGGAUUUGCUCUGGCUUCCUGGGAUGAUAGACCCCAAACGAUGGAAGAUACCAACACUCUUGACCGGCAGGAAGUGGCGGAGCAACUUCAGCAUGGUUGUUGUCGAGCAGCUUCUUCAUGAACUCAAGGUACUGGGCCCUCAUCUUCGGCCCCCUCUCUAGUGUUUGGCAAAGAGAAGAGAGGCGACGGCAGGCAUAGUCUCUGUUGUUGGGCAGCUGUCUCCUUGGCGAACGAAAGGGCAGAGGAGCAACCCAACUGUUAGAGCUAUCUUGAUAACACUCUUCUUCCAUUAACUGAAGAAAGGUCCAAUCUUCCAUGGAUGGUCCAAGUUGAUGGUCUUUGGCAGACUGAUGGAAGACUGACUGGCCCAGACUCUCUCCGGCAUGUGUUAGUGACCGAUUUGUGAUUUGGGCUGUACUGAGGGGCUGGGAGUUGAAGUUCUCCUUUACUUGGACCUUGCUGGUACAUGGUACAAGGUAAGUGGGAUGGCCAUUUUCCAAAACUGUGGUCUUGAAGGUGUUCACUUGAGACGGUCUGUGUGCUCCCCCAAGACACACAUCGCCGACGAUGACCCACCCUAAGUCGAGUCUUUGGGCAAAGGGAGCGUCAUGGGGACCAUUGAUCUGCUCCCGCACCUUAUGCACUCGCAAUACGUCUCUUCCCAACAGUAGGAGAAUCUUGGCCUCUGAAUCGAGAGGAGGGAUCGCUCUAGCGAUGGAUUUCAGGUGACUGUGAUGAAGAGCUGCGUUUGGUGUGGGGAUCUCCGAGCAGUUGUUAGGGACCUGGUUACAUUCCAAAAGUGUUGGAAGCGGGAGACUGAUUUUUCCGUCCACUGAUUCGACCAUGAACCCGGUAGCUCUUCGGCCAGUCGUCUGCUUGAGUCCUGCGCACGUCUUCAGCGUGUAAGGUUGCAGAGCUCCUGUGAUGCUGAAGAGCUUGAAGAAUUCGGACCUGGCCAGAGACCAAUUACUUUGGUCGUCUAGUAUUGCGUACAUACGUUUCGAUUCUUCGUGAUGUCCUUUAGGGAACACAUCGGUGAGGCAUAUCUUUGAGCAUGCUCUUGUGCUUACUCCAUCACCACACACUUCUGUGCACUUCGAAGUAACCUUGUCAUCGUCAGGUUUAUUGGGCUCCCCACUGUUCUCUGAAGUGGGAGGGUCUGACCUUGACCUUGAAGGAGCUGGGCCUGGAUGGAGUGCUGAAACAUGCCUGGUGCUUUCACAUUCUUUGCAUCGAAUUUCCUCUUGGCAAUCCUUGGCGAAGUGGCUUGUGGAUGAGCAGCACUGGAAACAUAUAGUACGAUCUUUUAGAAACUGCUUACGGUCUUCGUAACUCUUCUCUCUGAAGGUCCUGCACUUCUUUAGUGAAUGAGGCUUAUCAUGGAUCAGACAAUGUUUUGCGAGAUUGAUAUCCCUUUGCUGAUGUCCUCUUUUCUCAGCAGGUGACACUUGGGUCUUGUGGACUGCUACUGGCGUCUGUACAUACUUGUCUGGUCUCUCUCUUUUUGCAGUAGUUUGGAGGGAUGCAGUGUUGAAGCUCGGAUCUGUCUGUGUUCUAGCCUCGCUGCAGAUGAAGUCGACAAACACACUGAAAGGAGGGAAGUGAACGUUGUGUUGGAACUUAUACUUUGAACCGACCGAUUUCCACUCUCCUCUCUCAGUUUGUGUGGGUCUUUAUAAGACACCUUUGGAAAGUUCUCUAGCUUGGAGAAGAGGGUAUGUUCUAUGGCUUCGGGUGAGCCAUAGGUUUCUUCCAGCCUUUCCCAUACCAUCCUCAAGCCUCUGCAUGGGUCUCUCAUAUUUACGGCCUUUAUCCUGCGGGCAUGCUCCGAUGACUGUUUCCCAAGCCACUUGACGAGCGUGUCCAACUCUUCUCUUGGCGAAAGGUCCAGGCUGGCAGUGGCUCCCUGGAAGGAUGAUUUCCAAGCCCAAUAGUUCUCUGGUUUGUCGUCAAAGGCAGUUAACCCGGUGGUCACUAGCUGCAAACGGGCCAUGCAUUUGACGAGGUCGAGUGUGGUGGUUUGAGUACCUUGGUUGGCAGGUACAGGAGAUUCGUAAUGGGGCUGAUAGGCGACUGGCUGGGAGGAUCUAAGUUGAGAGCCAUGGUCAGCAGGUUGGACACCAUGCCACUGCUGCCUCGGAGCGGCCAGCUGCUGAGGGGAGACUCCACCUGAAGCCUGGUAUAGCUGAUCAUGUUGGCUGGCAGCAACUGGAAGCAGAUAGAAUGUAGUGUCUUUGUCGUCGGAUUGAGCUGCCUGGUGGAUAGGUUGGAUGUGGGCUUGAUCAUGCACAUAGUCAGCUGUGCGCUGAAGCUGCUGGUCAAGAGGAACGAGUAAAGGUGCAUUUUCCUGUGACUCACAUUCUUUUUCUAACAUGCCUGCUUCGAGUAUUUCCGCUUCAGUUAUGGCAGCGUUCAUUUCUUUCUCCUCUUGCAUGGCUUCCAGGAUGGCUUGAAUGCGAGCCGUUUCAAUCUUUAGCUCCUUCUCUUUAUCUGCGAAGGCAGCUCUGGCUUUGGCCACUUCUGCUUUAGCCCUUGCUUGGACAACCAUCAUGUUAGAACUGGAGACUGAAGGCUUUUUUGAUCCAUAUGAUUUUGUUGAUUUAGAGGCCGUGGACUGUUUGCCGUUGUGUUGGGAUGCAUCGUCGCAAUGGCUUGAAGGCAUGAUGGUGCCCGACGUGGAAACAGACUUAGCUUAGCUCCGAAGGUUACUUGUGAUUCAAUAAAUGCAGUUGAAGCCGGGACUUGUUUGACUUUUUACUGAACCAGUGUGAAACUGCAAUACAAAACAUUACAAAAUAGACAUGAAUUUCAGACAUAAAUCGCCAAAUAAUUCACUCUUAACAUCAAUGUAAACCAUAUAAACACAUACUCACAGACAAUGCGUCUUAACAGACUUGUGAAACCACGGAGGAUAAUGAGGAAAACACUCCGUAAACGCCCUGUCGGCUGCCCGUUCGCGCGAGUCCUGAUCUGCGACAACUUCCGGUUUGCGCAGGAAGUGACGUCAUCGCCGAACUAAACUGCUACUUUACUGCAGAAAAACAGUAAACAUAAAGAAAACACUCAAAACGAAUUACUGUCCAUAACAGCCGCUAAGUCGCUAGAUGAGGUUUUAGUCGCCAGAGACGGCCAAAAGUCGCUAAAUCUAGCGACAAAGUCGCUAAAUUGGCACCAUUGGAUACUGGUGGUUUCAUGUAGGGGGCAGAUAGCCAACUGGGCUUUCUUUUAUAGUUUCCACCAUUGUUUGACUCUACCACGAGCUCAACAUGGAAGUUCAGAAGAUUGCCCCUCGCGGUUGUGUCAAUAUUGCAACAUGCGCAUAUGUCUGCAUACCUUGUGUUCAGGUGUGCUAUUACGCGUAACAUGGACAUAAAAUACGCAUGGCAACGCAUUCAGGCAUGAAAUGUGCACACGGCAAGCAUAUCCUGGCCCCAGUAGACAGCUAGUAGAAGCUGGACCUAUUUUCUAUGAGAAGUGAUUUUGCUCCCGCAUAGUAUUGUGUGUACACAAUAUGACAUGGUCCUUGGAGUGCAUCAAAACUGUCAUUGCGACACGUCCAAAAGUUCAGAAAUCUCCAACUCCAUGCAAAUUUAUCACGCGUCGCGACCAUAUCGUGAACCGAGUGUCCAAUAGCCGAGCUAGACUCAGGGGUGGGCUGUACAGUGGUCAAAUCACAAUACACAGCAGAUUCACGUGUCAUUAUAACCUAUAGUUAUCUUCGAGGAGAGUAGUAGACUGGUAAAUAUUCACCUUCAGAACAUUGAGUUUUGCCCGGCUUCACUUUGCAGAUUUCGCUUCCUUAUGUCCCCACCGUAAAGGGGUGUACUGUACACACCAAUGCCAACAAAGUGAAGUCCAAGUGAAAAUCCAAUAUCAAUACAACACUCCCACAUUACACUUUGCAUUGCUUUUAUUGAAACUCCUCACAUGGCAGAAAUUUUGGUAGUUUAAGUGAAAAUCCAAUAUUGUUAAAUCCAUUUAUCGAAACUCCUAACAACAUUCUUACAUUAAAACCUUUCCUAGACUAUCAGAUUUAGCAUCCAACACCCUAUUAAAAAACUCAUUGACAUUUACAUUGUAUUGUAUUGUAAUAAUAGUGUACCUUAACUAGACUUAAAGCCAUUAUAAGGGCUACUGUAUUUUCAGUAAACAAAUCUGGAAGUCUAAGUGGAACUAGAAAAAUUGCAUUUCCUUGCAGAAGAUGCGUGGAAAUGCUGAGUGCUGAAAGCUGAAAAAACAAUGCUAAACUGCUAAUAUAACAUGGAGAAAGGUUUAAAUGUAAAAGCUGUUGAAGGGGUUUUUUCUUCACCCCUUCAACAGCUUUUACAUUGCAAUCGAUGAACUCACCCGGAGGUCUUCAUACAAACAAGUGGCUGCUGCAAGAGAGAGGGUGAGUUGUGUGAAACAAGAAAUCAGGCAAAGCUAAAAAGGUGUUGAUGAAGUUAGGUGCUGUUCUGAGCAUUAUUUGUGGUUAUAGAGUGGCGUUUUGGUUGAGCGCGUGGCUCUCUGUAUUGCUAUCUGCAGUCUUUACUAAAGUAAAGCUAGCAGUCGGCAACAUUCAUCUCUCGGGGUGUCUAACUAGGGUGUUAAGGUGUGUUUGACCCUAACUUAAUUUUGCGCCGGAAAAUCCCUUUACUAGUGACCCCUCAAACCUGCAGAAUGUGCGUGCGUUGCUCUUCAUCAGCACCGUGAUCAGUGUCAGUCACAGGGGCCCAGACCCCCCAUAAUCCGGCCCUGGCUGAGGAGGGUAGGUGUCAGAUGUCAUCAACUGCAUGUGCUAAUUCAAUAUUUAUUCAUAUGUUCCCUGGCAAGGAUUGUAAUUGAGAGAUACAUUUGACUUUUAAAAUAUGGCAAAACUACUUUUGUUUUCUUUUUUCAUCAUCAAACUUUUGUCUACGAGGGGGCUCCAAACUCAACACAAACCAAAAGUCUCUCACAGGAGCUUUAAACUUAUGUUGAAGUACAUUUCAAGUGUGGUAUUGAUACUGUGCUUACAGAAGCUACCACGAAGCAUGCAUGAGUCCAGGUAGAUAUGCAGGUGAAGAGAAGGAAGGAAGAAGGAGCAAGGUAGGAUUAACAGAAGCUCAUGGCUUAUUUUCUGCUGGGGUCUCUUAGCAGGUUAAUCCAGGGGAGAUCCUUUACGAUCCUUUACUCAAACUGCUCUUCUCCUAUUCGAUCCACCUAAACUAACCAAGUCUACCUUUUAGAGGCUUUGAAUAGUUUAAAAAUGACUUAUUGGACCAAAGUUGAGGGCCCUCACCUGAAGUCACAACACAGUGUCAGGAUCCUGAGAGCUGCUGUUUCCUGUAAACCCCAGAAAAAUUCCCCUUCGGGAGUCACACACUGCCCGAACACGCCUGACAUAUAAAACAUACCUCCAGGCUUGUUUUAUUGAAUCAAACUCAUGUUAUCAUGUUGUGCCAGAUCAGUAUCAAACUUGAAGACUUUUCAGUGAGCGCUGGAUCUGCGAGAUGCUGCAGAAAUGUAAAAGCUCCAGUUUACAUUCAAUUGUUUAUUUGCUGAGGUUGCAUGCUAAUGAGUCCACUCUUUGUGUACUGAUCUGCAUAUUUCUGCUCAGACCUUUAAUCCUUUCCAGAUGGGGCGUGGUGGGCAUUCCUGCGGACCAGGAGAGUCAAACUAAAGGGAACAUUCAAGGAAUGCUGGAAGGUAGAGGCGUCCCUUCAAAAUAAAGGUUAAAGUUGAUUCAAAGAGGGGCCCUGACACUGACUGCGAGCUUUUACUAUGGGUCUAAUCAGCAACACAAUUUAUUCAAGAUUUUGUGGAAAAAAUAUGUUUUUGUGUAAAAACAUAAACAAAUGAAAGGUGAAAAAAAACAUGGCAUAUGUUGAAUAAAAGGACACUUGUAAAAGAGCUUACUCCAACAUGGGCAAAACACUUUGCAGCAUUUCACAAGCAACAGGCAAAAAAAUGCCUGUUUAACAGGCAGAAGCCUUGAGCAGAACCAGAAUUAUAUCAAAUAGCCAUUUAUUGAAACAAUAUCUAAUUGACUACAGCAAUAAUAACGAUGGCAACUGGGAAAAAAAUACUGUAAAAGUCUAUUGAUUGACAGACUUUUGUAUACAAUGUAGUUUAAAAAUGAUUGUUCAGAUGCAGGCGAGGUUACAAAUUGUAUAUUUAUGCCACAACAUGAAAAACACUUGGCACGGCUUUUCCAGGGUUUAAAAGUGUUUCUGUCAAAAGAAGAUGAAAUCAUGAGUGGUAGGUGGACAAGGCUGUAACUCGCUGGACUUUUAGUGUGAAAGUAUACCGGAAGUUGUGAAUUGUAUUGUCGGUGAUUGCACACUUGCAGUAAGCGGCGUGUAACGGCCAGGAAUAGGUAACGGACAAACUGUCUGGAGUAACUGAAACCGAGCAAAAACAACCAGCAGAAGGAUGAAUACUGCAGGUAAGAUCCGACACAUAAGACAUGGCAUGAGAUUGCACGGUAACCGAACUGACCAUAGCACAAAGAUACACAGUUUGCGGCGCUACUGGAAUGCCCUGCACAUAUUUUAAUUAACAAAAAAGCUAUUCAAGCACGUCUUGUAAGUUUAUAAGUUUAAAUGGGCAAAAUGCAGUUAGUUCUUGGUUUGGAUGUGGUUUGGUACCGUCCGUGGGGGUGUGGACGGUCGACUUGACCCUCGUUGUCAUGGAAAUAACGUUUUUAAGAAUCAAGAGUUAACACCUCCGUUUGACGGUUAAAACUACGGUUAUCUUAACUAUAUAGUCGAAAAAGAAACUAUUUCACUUGGCUUGAUUUAUGACAUACGCUUAAUUUAUCGCUAAAAUUUCCCCCAAAUUGAAAAUGUAAAAAGCGUCAGCAUGGUAAUUGGUAAUUCAACUGUAUAUUUUGUUUCUGUGGGUUUAUGGAUGAAUAUUUAAUGUGAUUUAGUGAUGACUUUGUUGAUUUUGUCCAUUCAGUGGCACCAGAUCGAUCAGGCCCUGUCUGUCCUAUCGGUCCGGAUUUGUCUCCAUAGUGACUCUGCAAAGUGCACGUAGCAGGCCAGCAUGAAAAGAGAAAAUGUACUGACAUUUAAACUAUGGGAACAUUUAAAAAAGAAAGAAAACAAAGAGCGAAAACAUGACUGAAGUAACAUGGAAAGAAUUAAAGUGACCUAAAGCAGAUGGUGCUCUAGCUCAGAGAGAAAGGUUAUCUUGUUUUGAAAAGUCAGAGGGAAUAAAAGGUGUAAAUUAAAUGAAUUUAUAAAAAAACAGACGCAGCUUUGCUAUUUUCCCCCCACUUCUCAUACCUUCCCUUGAUGUUCCCUGCCUCCUCACACCUUUCCUUUGCUUCCUAAUUCCUUUCCUACCUCUUUCAGUCCCAUUCUCCCUCCUCUAUCCUCUCAUUUUUCAUAUUUCUCCUCGUACUCUUCAUUUUUGUUAUCCUAUCAUACUUUUUCUCAACCUAGUCUCCCCCUCUGCCCUUCCCUUCUUUUCUCAUUCCCUCUUUACCACAUCCUCUCUUUUACUAGCUCCUUUCACAUCUUUCUCUCCUUUUUCACCACUCCUUUCCUGUCUGUUUUUCUUCUUCCUGCCUCUUUUUCUCCCUCUUGGUUAGCAAUUUGUUUGUUUCCAGUCUUUGUGCUAGGCUACGCUAACUGCUUCCAGUUAUUAACCCUUUGGAUAUAAGAGUGGUGUCGGUCCCCUAACUAACUUAUAGGCAAAAAUGUGAUUAAGUAAUUGUUGGACUAUUCCUUUAAAGACUACGCUUCCUCCAAGCCAUUUAAGACUUCUCAUGUAUUAAUCGUUUGCUGUCUCUUCCAGCUGUGUAUCCCGCUCCCACCGCCCCCCCUGCCGACAUGUUCGGCAACGUGCCCGGCUAUGAGGGCACUGUGGCAGGAGGAGGUAAGAGGAGUUUAACCUGAAUGUUUCAGGUAAUUUUAAGGUAGUUGCAGCUACUUAAAGCCUAUCUUGUUGCUGCAGGAGGUUACCUCCCCCCUCCUAUGCCUUUGGAGCCCAUAGCCCCGCCCCAACCUGGCCUUGAACCUGCGGAGUGGAGGUAAUACUAGCUUCAUGUGCUCCUCAGAUGUUUCAUUUCCCACUGCGGGAAGUUGUUAUCCAGACUUAGUUGUCUUCAUAAGUUUUAUGUUGUUAUGUGGAGUUAACUUUGGCGUAACACCUUUGAAUAGAUCCAAGUAAAGCUGAGAAGUAAAGAUUAUACUGGAUGAUCUUCUCAGCCAACAUGGGCUGAUAUCACAGUGUCUGAUAUCCUUGUCAGUUCGUUUCUAUGGAAACCCUAUGCAGAAAUGCAUCUAUAUUUUUUAAGCAUUUACUUGUGUUUAUCUUCUUCAUUACCAGUGGUGGUGGGAAAUGUAUACUGAUGUAUUGGUCACACUGGUGGAUAUAAAGUAUUUCAGUUUUUUGAUUAAAAUAUCAAAAAAAAAGGUGUGUAAGACUUAUAUAUAUAUGUGUGUAUAUAUAUAUAUAUAUAUAUAUAUAGUAAAGCUAAGAAGUAAAGACACAAGCACAAGCUCAAUUGGAGAAAGGUCUGGAGACUGAGGGGGCCAAACCAUCUUUUGAAGAACACCUUCCUCUUCUUUUUUGUCUUGGUAACCCUGACAGAGCUUGGCAGAAUGCUUAGGGUCAUUGUCUUGCUGCAAAACAAACUUGUGACCCACAAGUCUGAGUCCAGAUGGAACAGCAUGGUGCUAGAGGAUGGAGUGGUACUGUUCCUUCUUCAUGAUACCCUUUACGUCAAACAUAUCUUCUACAAUGUCGCCUGCAAAAUAUCCCCAUACCAUGGAACUACCACCUCCAUGCUGAAUUGUGGGUGUAACACGUGGUGCUUUCAGACGUUCACCAGUUUGUCUGCGGACAUAGACUCUGUGUUUUGAACCAAACAGUUCAAACUUGCUUUCAUCGAUCCAGAGAACUUGUUUCUAGUCAUCAUAGGUCCAAAUUUUGUGAGCUUUUGCCCACUCAUAUCUCUUUUUCUUGUUCCGUGGACGAAGUAGUGUUUUUUUUUUGCAGAUACACAACCCUUCAGACCAGCCUUCCUCAAACGUCAUCUCACGGUUGUCAGAGAUAUGGGUUUCGACCUUGUCAUGUUGAUUUCCUCCCUUAUUUUUGGUGCUGUCUUUCACCGAUCUCUCUUACUGGUGACAAUGCUAUGUUUAUCCUCUGCUUUUGUAUUAACUCUCUUUCGUCUAGGCCAGGGGUCGGCAACCCGCGGCUCUGGAGCCGCAUGCGGCUCUUUCUUCCCUAAGCUGCGGCUCCCAAUGGAUUUGGAAAAUAAAUAAUAAAUACUUAAUUGCAUUUUAUUUUAUUUUAUUAUUAUCAUUUUUUUUUGUAAUUCUAAAUUCAAAGAUUAUAAUGCUCUUGUAACAUUAAAUAAACUAUUAAGGCUGCAACAACGAAUUGAUUAAGUAGAUUCGUCGUGACGAAAAAAUCCGUUGCCAUCAAAUUCUGUAAUCGAUUCGUCGGGUCUUUAUAUAUGUCCAUGGACACCGGCGUGUAAACAUCAGCAGGACGCACAGAAAAGAAACAGCCAUGGCCGAGGCAGCGGCUGAGAAAAACAUGGACAAAACCCAACCCAAAUCCUGACCUAAAACAUCAGUGGUGUGGGAAAACUUCACCAAGACUGAAAAGGAAGGCGUACUCGGGAGUACAUCGAUGAUGCGUGAGCACAGGGCUCUCAAGUCUCACGCAUUCAGCGUAUGACACACGCAUUCCCACUCGUUCACACGCUCACACACCACACAUUGCAUUUCUCACGCAUUUAAAUGAACACAGUGAUGUCCACCAAGUUGCACUUCUUCAACUAUGGAACUGGAGGAAAUCAACUGAGUUCCUCCGAGAGUUCAGAAGCUGCGUGCCACGCACAAGCCAAUCAAAUAAAGUAUAUCUACUGAACAGCCAAUCAAAAAGCAGCAUUGCUGUAUCCGGGUAGAUUUUGAUAUCUUGCGGUUUAACUCCAGAAGAAGACAGACACUCGCCGAAAUAGUUCAUUUAUUUCAUAAAUGCAACUCGCUACAGUUUUUUAUAUACUUUGUAUAAAGGUAAAAAAAAAAGAUAUAUGCAAUGUUAUCUUCAUUUUAGAUGUCAAAGAGGUUUUGUGGCUCCCUGUGUUUUCUUUUCUGUGGGAAACUGGUCCAAGUGGCUCUUUGAGUGUUUAAGGUUGCCGACCCCUGGUCUAGGCCUUUUUCUAUCAUCAUAACUUCCAGCUUCCUCUAGUCUAUUCAGAGUGUAGUGGACUCCUUUGUUAGACACCUUUAGGCGUUUUUCAAUUUCUCUUUCUGUGUAUCCUUCUUUCCUUAAUGUACAAAUCAGUUGUACUCAGUUGCUUCUUUCUUGCUAUUUUUGCAGUAGUUUGAACACAGUUGAGAUUUAUUAGGAUUUUUGUAUGCAGACUUUCAAAAGCCAAAAAGUUAAAGUAAAUAAUCCAACUGUGAUUUGUUUUUUUGCUUUUGCACUGAAGUUGUGACUCUUGCAAACGUUUUCAACCCUAAAACUAAGCCUUUAUUAUCUUUUGCUGACAUAUAUUUAGCAAUGGUGUGUUCACACUAAUGUAUAUCUAAAGGUAAGUUGGAGUAAUAUGGUGCAUUUCCAUGAAAGCAACAUCUGAUCAUGUAGUAAAUACAUCCCAAAAUACAUACAACUCAUGCUGGAUUUUUAAAAAAGCAUUGUGAACAAAAACUUGUAGUUACUCCCAACUGUUCGGCCUGCAAUGGCCUUGCUUCCAAACUUUUGGCCUGUAGUGUAUAUAAAUCUCAAAAGUCUUACACUCCCUUUUUUUUUUUUUUUGGUUAGCUGAGAUACUGGAAAAACAACAGUAAAUAGCCGGUUUAUAAUAAUCUCUGCAGCACAUUUAUCAGAGCUACCCAAUUUAGUAGAUGUUUUCUGCAUCAUCAUGUCAAUGCAAAAUCCUCUGAAGCUCCCAAAUUUCUCUCUGUCCACAGAAAUAUCUGUAAUCACCUGUGAAUUUUUACUCUUUGUUGAAGGCAUGUCUUUCUGAAAUUCCACAUCAGAGGGGCUCUGGUUUAAAAGAAUGCACAAGUGCAGCAACAAGUUUGUGACUUCAUAUGUAGUUACAGCCUGAGGGUGCUCCAAACCCCCUGUCUGAACUUAUUUUGAUCAUUCCCACUUGAAUGCAACAAAACCUGACAUCACCUCUCUUAGCAGCUCACCAGCAUGUGUUGAACAGGCUGCAUUAAAAGAAUUUGCCAGUCUUAUACACUACCAGUCAAAAGUUUUAGAACACCCCAAUUUUUCCAUUUUUUUAUUGAAAUUCAAGCAGUUCAAGUCCAAUGAACAGCUUGAAAGGGUAUAAAGGUAAGUGGUGAACUGCCAGAGGUAAAUAAAAAAGGUAAGGUUAACCAAAACUAAAAAAUAAUGUACAUUUCAGAGUUAUACAAAAAUGAAACUGUUCUUGAUCAUUUAAAACCCCCUCUGUCUGCAUAAAAGUAGUGUUGGAGCACACUGCGGUACCAUACUGUUGUGAGCAUUGUUUGAACAGUAGUAUACUGCAGAAAGUUGUGUUUUACUAUAAAAACAGUGAGGAAAAGGCAAUUAAGGAUAGAAAAGACACAGACCAUCAAAACAAUCGUAAAUGUAAGUCUUUACUACAGAGAAAUUGCAGAGAGUCAAGGUGUCAUUGAGCACAGUUUUCUUUACCAUCAAAAGGUACUCAGAAACUAGGGAAAAUGCUGACAGGCAGAGGUCUGGAAGACCCAAAGCCACAACAGCAUCAGAAGACAAGUUUCUUAGAGUCAACAGCUUGUGUGACAGGCGGCUCACAGGACAACAGCUUCAAGCACAGCUUCAGUUCAUCACGCAGGAUUUUUGUACGCCGUUUAGUAGGCAAAAGGAUCACUCCUCAGAGUGUGAAGUCAACCGUCAAACAUGGAGGAGGAAGUGUGAUGGUCUGGGGCUGUUUUGCUGCAUCCAGCAUCAGGGACUUGUACAGAGUGAAAGGGACCCUGAACCUAAAUGGCUACCACAGCAUUCUGCAGCGCCAAUCCCUCUGGGAUGCGCCUAGUUGGUCAGGGGUUAAGUUAUCAAUCAAUCAAUCAAUCAAUCAAUCAAUCGUUUAUUUGUCAUUGUCAUAAAAUAACAACGAAAUUCCGUUGGAGCAUACAACCUUACAUAGUAUAUGCCGGUUGUGAUAGCUCCUAGCCACUGUGUCUGUGUGCGCCUACAGCAAGAUAAUGACCCAAAACGUAAGUCCAAGCUGUGCCAGAACUAUCUUAAGAAAAAGAACAAGAUGGUAAUAUUGAAAACAUGGAGUGGCCAGCACAGUCUCCAGACUUAAACCCCAUCAAGCUGGCCUUAGAUGAACUGGACAGAAGAGUGAAAGCAAAGCAACCUACAAGUGCUACACAUUCAUGGAAACUUCUGCAAUAGAGUUGGGGAGAACUUUCUGAAAAAUAUUUGAUUGUCAUUGAUUGCCACGAGUGUGUUCAGCUGUUUUAUCAUUUCUAAAUUGAUUCUAUGUUUCUUUUUUAACUUAAGUUGUUUAUUUGUUCUGUGCAUUAAUUUCAGAGUACACUGAGAUAUUAAACUGCAUCAUUUUCAAUCAAAUUGUGUAAAAGUUGGGGUGUUCUAAAACUUUUGACCAGUAGUGUAUAUGAUCAGAUUUAUGUGUUUGUGUUGCAGCAUCCCCUCUGUGUCUGAGGAUGUAGCUCGUGAGGCGUUCAAGAGCUUUGUGUCAUCUCAGUGCUGCUACAGCAAAGGGCCUGUUAAUGAUGGCGUCAUCACCGGCAUGGAGCCGUUCAACACCUACAGGGUGAGCACAUUUUCAUACUGCCUGUGAUGCUUUAGCCGUUUCAUUGCACCCUUAUCGUGAACGCUUUGAUUCAUAACUUUAGAGCACAAAAUACUGAAUCUCGAUAUUUCACCUUACUGAUGCCUGUUUUAACUUGAACAUGCUUUCAGUAGAAAACACAGAGUUCAUUACAUUCAACUUCAGCUGUAAACUGUUGACUUUGUUCCUACAGAAGCAGGAAAGGAAAGAAAUAACAGGAAUUGAGUUUGGGAGGUGUUUCCUAUAAAAACCAACACAAUCUCAAUAUCCAUGCGUUAUUUCCAGGCUCCCAGUGCAGCAGUAUGUUCAGAUAACUUAAAGUAGACUUGAAGGUCAUGACUACCUCUUCUGUCCCUCCCUGUGUUCUGCAUCUUUUCCUCUCCUCGCUGUAAAGCCAAAUAAAAGAUAAAUCAAAGUUUCAGUAAAAGUAUUAGUUGUCUUUGAAUAUCUCCUGUGCUUCACCUUAGUUUAUUUAUUCUUCAACAUGUUGUCCAGCAGUGGUGCAAACAACUUUUUAAGCUAUGAUCUGCCAAUACUGAUAGAAAACUAACAAUACGGUCCCUAUCAAUCAAUAAAUCUGAGUCCCCUUUACCUCAGUCUCAGAGUCUCAGUCAUCAGAGCUCAUGUAAUAGUGUAACAGAACUGGUGUAAUUCACUCCCCCUGAAGUCUGCUCAUAACCUGGUCUGCAUAUGUCCAGAUUCUGAAGUCUCUGAGUUUUUCCACGUGUCUCUGCUGUGGCAUAUCUUUGCCCUGAACCAGACCACAUAUCCAGACUCUGUGUUCAGAAUAAGGGGGGUGAGGGGUUCAGACUUUGUUGUCUCUUGUCUCUGCAGACAGCUUGAUUCAAUCUGACACCGUGAUAUCAGUUUAUAGCCACUGUAAUUAUGUGACUCUCACAUGACUGUCAUGUGACCUCAAAUACUCUCAUCAUGUGACAUAGAAAUGUGAAAAGACUAUUUGGGUUUAAAUAUCUGGAACUGAUGAAACAUUUUGAGGUCCAAACCUCAAACCCGGCCCCUCUGUUGUGAUUGUUCGUGAGUGUCUUAGAGUUCAGAGAAGUUUCUAUUUUGAUCAGUCCAGCUGUCCACAGCGGCCCUCUCACAGCUCCAGUUUCAUGUUUGCAUACUUUGACACUUUGACAAUAUUUGAUUAUGUUUCACACGCACAACAGAGGAAGAGUGGGACACUCUGUGUAACUCCAAAACAAGUCCUUCUCUGUACUUUCCCUGAACGCAGCCUCAUUUAGAAGCUUCUGCUCUUCUGUUUUCACUUUACAGCCUGUGUGGAGACUAGGUUUGAAUAUUUAACCGCUAAUUAAGUUAACCCAGAUACACCAGCACCAAAAUAACAGCCUACUAUUACUUCUGUCCCCUUUUAUUCAUGCUGUACUUCUAUUUUUGGUGUAAUCACACUUUAAAACUUGGACAUUCAGUUCUCAUAAUGCUUUUUAAGAAAUUGUGGGCAAAAAGACCUUAUUUAUUUCUAACCUCUGACUACAUGGAAAAGUUCACCACUGCUGUUGAUAUCAAAUGUGGUUUUACAUUACUAAUAAAAUUAAUAGACUUUUCUAAGUUCGGCCUGAUAUUACUUCUGUUGUAUCCAAACCUCCUUUUAAAACAUAGCAUGCUGUGUCUCUUUCUAAAUAUCACACAUUUUCUGCUUUCUAGUAUCGACUGGAGACCUUCACUGAGUUCAGGUCAACUGAGUGGGCCCACAAACCUCAUGAAGGUACAAAGAUGCAAAUAUUCAAAGGUGACUUUACACCCGUCUAGAAUAGUCUAGGACACUGAGUAGCUUGGCAUGAUCUGCAGCCCCCCCCCCCAAAAAAAAAAAAUCCAGAUUUACAUUGUACUGGCCUCUGUGGAAACCUUUUUAGUGCUCCAACUGCAGUCUUGAAUCACUUAAAUUUUGCUGCAUAACCACACACCACUUGUGGGUGUUGCUUUUUACACAUUCUGGUCUGAGGCUAGUUGGUAGCACCCUCUCAGUUUCUUAUUAAGCCCCAUUAGCUUUUGCCAUCGUCUUUAAAUGAUAAUCACAGAUUUCUGUUCCCGGUGGUCUUGGUGCUUUUGUUGGUCAUUAAAAGACUGCUGUGUUAAUUUCAGUCUGUUUCACAGGGGCUGUUAGAUUAUUCUGAUGGUGUCUCUAUGCACAGGUGUUUGAUUGACAGGUGGUUGUGAUGUCAUGUGACCUACAGGUGAACCAGCAGACUUCUACACCCAGACGGCCCCCCGACCCUGGGAGAUUCAGGCCAAUCCUCCCAGCCUCUUCACUAAUCACACAGAAGAGAUACGUGUGCCCUACACCUCUUCUAUCAAGGUGACUGUAGCAAUUGAUACUAUACACCCUUGUUUCCAAGGUUACCUGAAGCUUCAUAUACUGUGGCUCUGGAAUUAGAUCAGAGUUAAACAGGAACCCUUGGAUACACGUAAGUGUAUAAUUUAGAAAGCAGACAAUCAGAGAGCAGGAUUAUCUGCCUCAAGGGUCAAUUUAUCUUAACGGGAAUACUUUUGGAGUCCUUUAGGUGUAAAAAGAGGUCCAGGGUCCAUUUCAAGGGGACUCAAGUAGGGCUUGAGGCUGUUUCAGGGUGUUUUUAGCUUAUAGACCUCAAAAGUGUCCUAAUUGAUCCGUGGGGUGGAUCAGUGGGUCCUUGAGGACUACCUUAGGUCCUUAAGAAUUACCAGAAAAGAUGCUUCUUGAACAGGGGUCCUUUUGGGUCACUGGAUCCACUUAGUCCUUUGAAGGGAUUUCAAAACAUCAUGCAGAUGUUCCUUGACUACUUUGUUUUUCUUAGGUCUUUGAGGGUUUGAAGGAAAAUCCUCAAAGAGGUUCAAAUCAUAGUUCUUGAUGAGUUUCAGAUGUUUAUAAGGUAUUCGGCGCAGUCCUAAAAGGAUUCCAGGAUUCUUGGAAAGAUUUGGACUUUCUUGAGGAGGUUUGAUGGGAUCUCUUGGAGCUUUUUUAGUGGGAAAUCUGACAGAGUAUUUCAAAGGAUCUAGAUGGGUUCUUGGGAAGGUUCAAAGCUGUGACAUCUUCAUCCGAACACCCAUAUGGUCGCUCAAGGAGUCCUUGAAAAUUUCAAAUGAUCUCGCAAAUGCUAAACAUUUUUUUUUUUAAUGAAUGCCCUUGGGUCAUGGAAAAGAUUAUAAUAGUGGUUCAAUGCUGGAACCCGCAGAUUCCCAGAGUUUCAGAGAAUACACAUGUCCCUCUGGGUUCUUUUGAGAUGGUUGAGGAGGUGUUGCUUAAGGUUCUGUCUGUCCUGUGUGAAGUUACCUGCUUUAUGAGAGUUAUUAACCCCAGCUAUAUGGGAUUUAACAGCUCACCGACAGCCAAUCAGAGAGCAAGAUUCUGACACGAAGCAUUCCUUCAGCUCAGUGAGACUCAAAAAACUGUAAAGUUAUUUUUAACUGUGUGUGUUUGUGUGUGUCUUUGCAGGAGUGCCACACCUGCCGUGCUACUGGAGCGAUGCUGUGCGAGGAGUGCAGUGGAAAUGGAUUUGUAAGAACACUAUAAAUCUGUCAGUCAGACAUUAGUAGCACAGUGUGGAUGUUGUCAUACCAUCACAUGGAUAUUUAAGACAGAAAAACAGGAUAUAAAGUCAGAUGCAGAGGAUUGGAGUAGCUUCUAACCAGAAACACUCUUCCUCCCAGACUACUUUUGGAAUUCAAAAGAGCAGAAACAAGUUUAUAAGGACUUAUAAUAACUGUAUAAUAUGUGCUUUCCUCUGCAGAAACCCUGUUGGGUGUGUCAUGGCUCUGGGUCAAAGAACGAUGAAAACUGCUCACACUGUGAUGCUACAGGCAGAGACAGGUACUGCACAGAGGAUUGCACAUUUAUUCAGUUCCAUUAUCAGACUCUUCUUUGAAGGUCUGAACAGAAUAAAAACUGCUCAGGUUUUGUUGGGAGAUGUGUUCAGACCAAAUGGGCACCGAAUAAAUGUGCAAGAACAAGUCACUGAAAGUCAAAUGCAAAAGCAGCAGGUGAUUUAAAAUCCUGAUGCAAAACUUCCUGCAGGUCACCAGAACUGACUGAUCAGACCUCCAUUCAGAAAACAAGUAUUUAAAAGUUAAUUUCUCAAUAUUUUGUAGAUUCUUAACUUCGUCCUGAAGCUUCCAGACAGACUGGACUGAUCAUAGUCUCUGGUCUUUGUGAAGAAACAGUACAACUGCUGUAGUUUUUAAUGACUUGGAUGAUGUAUCUUUAGUAAACGUGAACAGAAAACUGCACUGACAGCGUUCAUUGGUAAGAAAGAUGCUGCAAUGCUGCUCUGCACCACACACACACACUGCCUGCCAGCAUAUUUUUAGAUGAGCUCCACAUUUUACCUAAACAAACUUAGAUAAACCCAUGCUCCAACUUGUGCAGGUCAUGCAUGUUGAAUAUUGUUUUUGUUGCACAAACCUUUAUAUACUGUCUCUGAGUUCAUGUCAUGUAUAAAUCCCGUAAACCCUGUCGGGAUCAUGAGCCGAAGUGGUAACACAAGACACUUAUGGUUACAUUUGGUAUCAAAAGAUUUACUUUUUAAUUAUUUUUUGGGGGGAAAUGUCAAGGACAUUUAUAUAAUACUCCAUCAUGAUUGAAACCAGGUUCAGUAGGAUAUGGGGGUGAAGAAAUGAAACAUGUAAAACGUCACGGCUCUCAUUUACUCUGCCAUUUCAGUCCUCUCGGAUCAUAUCACUCAAGAAUGUGAGCCAUGUGUGUCACAUGCCUAACUCUGUGUGUGUGUGCGUGCGUGCGUGCGUGCGUGCGUGCGUGCGUGCGUGUGUGUGUAGAUGUACAGACUGUGAUUCCCAGGGGAGGAAGGAGUGCGAAACCUGUAAAGGAAAACGACAACUGCUGACCUACAUCGGCCUCAAAGUGGAGUGGUGAGCACUGAUACUGCAAAUGUUCCAGGAGUUCAUGAACUGAGUCCUGGAACAUUUGCAGUCCUGGUUAAGAUUUUAGUAGGUUUUUUUAGGAGGUUUUCAUUUAACCUUAAAGGGUCUGGUACUUCCAGAGGUCCUUGAUUCUGUUUUGAUGGAUCCUUAGAGAGUUUUUGAAGUCCAAAAGAAGGUCUUAAUGGUUUUUGAAAAAGUUAAGAAGGGCCUAAGAGUCAUUCCAGGUUUUAACUGAAGCAACUUCCUAAAACUUUGCAGAUGUAGCUGCAGUCCUGGAGGAAACAUCAGUUGUCCUUGAGGUUGUGUAAGAACUUUUUGGGUGGAUGUGGUGUCUACCAGGACUGUAGGGGAGGUUCAACAGGUUCUUGAUAAAAUAUCAGCGUCUUUGAGACCUGAAAACUGUUGCUGUUGUACUCAGAGAGUUCCGUCCGUCCUCAAGGGUUUUACAAAUCUGAGGAGUUCUUAAAAGGAUUCAAAUAAGGACUUUGGGACCUUGCAGGAGUGAUAAAAAGGCCUGUUUCAGUUCUUAACAGUAACGUGUUGUCAUGCUGCCCUCUAGUGGCUUAAAAAACAAACCUGCACAAUGUGAAUCUGUAUAGAAAAAACAUACAAACUGAACAGAGCACAGCAGAAAAAAGGAUGUAAUUGUAUUUGUGUGUGUGUGUGUGUGUGUGUGUGUGUGUGUGUGUGUGUGUGUGUGUGUGUGUGUGUGUGUGUGUGUGUGUGUGUGUGUGUGUGUGUGUGUGUUUAGGAAAAAUAACGUUGAGGACCACGUGGUGCAGCAGAACUCUGGUCUGAGCUCUGAUGAUCUCCACUCAGUGACCGGGAAGGAGCUCUUCAAGAACAACCAGUACCUGGUAGAUUAACUGCUCCGUUCUUACACCUGGGGUUUGCGGAGUUUGCUGAAGCUUGACUGUUUGUUUCCCUGAAUCUGAAUAAGUUUAUAUUGUUUUCUGAUGGUCAUGUUAUGAUAGGUAAGAAUAAUCUUGCAGUAUGUCCUGAACUUUUGUGUUUGAUUGUAAUCAACCUAAAUUGUUACCAUACUGAGUAUUUACUUUUAAAAAACAUCACUAACGUCACUAAGCUGGCCUGGGGCCUGGCUGAGCACAGCCUGAAGAGGCAAUGUGGGACCCCCUUCCCAUGGGGUCACCACCAUGUGGGGGGCCAAAGUGGUCGGGUGCAAUGUAAGUUGGGCAGGAGCCGAAGGCAGAGACCUUGGCGGUCCAAACCUUGGCUGCAGAGGCUAGUUCUAGGGACAUGGAAUGUCACCUCUCUGGUGGGGAAGGAGUCUGAGCUGGUGGGCAAGGUGGAGAAGUUCUGUCUAGAUAUAGUCCAACUCACCUCGACACAUAACGUGGGCUCUAGAACCAGCCCUCUCAAGAGGGGCUGGACUCUCUCUUUUACUCUUCGGCUUUGCUGGUGGUUGCUGAGGCAAAAACCAGUGUAUGGGAAGAGUUCGGUAAGGCCAUUGAGAAGCACUUCUGGACGGCCUGGAAGAGGUUCUGGACCACCAUCCAGUGUGUCAGGAGAAGGAAGCAGUGCACUGUCAACACUGUAUAUGGUGAAGAUGGUGCGCUGCUAACCUCGACUCAGAACGUUGUUGAUCAGUGGACAGAAUACUUUGAGACCUCCUCAAUCCCACCAACAUGCCUUUCAGGGAGGAAGCUGGGCUCGAGGACUUGGGUCUGGGCUUUUCUAUCUCUGGGGCUGAGGUUGCCAAGGUGGUUCAUAAGCUCCUCGGUAGCAAGGCCCUGAGGGUGGAUGAGAUCCGCCCUGAGUUGGCAUACCGGGGUGGUAGUCCCCCUUUUUAAGAAGGGGGAUCGGACGGUAUGUUCCAGCUAUAGGGGGAUCACACUCCUAAGCCUCCCUGGAAAGGUCUAUUUAGGGAUCCUGAAGAGGAUUCGCCAGAUUGUCGAACCUUAGAUUCUGUGGACCAGCUCUACACUCUCAGCAGUGCAUGGGAGUUUGCCCAACCAGUUCACAUGUGUUUUGUGGACUUGGUAAAGGCAUUUGACCAUGCCCCUCGGAGAAUCCUGUGUGUGUGUGUGUGUGUGUGUGUGUGUGUGUGUGUGUGUGUGUGUGUGUGUGUGUUUGUGUGUUCCCUGUACGACCAGUGCCAGAGCUUGGUCCACAUAGCCGAUAGUAAGUCGGACUCAUUUCCAGUGCCAGGGCUGCCCUUUGUCACCGAUUCUGUUCAUAACUUUUCUGGACAAAAUUUCUAGGUACAGCCAGGGCGUUCAGAGGGUCGGGCUUGCUGGCCGCACGAUUGGGUCACUGCUUUUUGCAGAUGACGUGAUCCUGCUGGCUUCAUCGGGCCGUGACCUUCAGCUCUCACUAGAUUGGUUCGCAGCCGAGUGUGAACCGGCUGGGAUGAGAAUCAGCACCUCCAAAUCUGAGUCCAUAGUUCUCAGCCAGAAAAAGGUGGAGUGUUCUCUCUGUGUCUGAGAUGAGAUGCUGCCCCAAGUAGAGGAGUUCAAGUAGGUUUCGGGGUUUCAUUCACGAGUGAGGGAAGAAUGGAGCGGGAGAUCGACAAGCGGAUCAGUGCGGCGUCAGCAGUGAUGUGGACGCUGCACAGAUCUGUCAUGCUGAAGUGGGAGCUGAGCAGAAGGGCAAAGCUCUCGAUACACUGAUCGACCUAUGUUCCUACCCUAAUCUAUGAUCACCUGCUGUGGGUAGUGGCCGAUAGAACAAGAUCGUGAGCACAAGCGUCUGAAAUGAGUUUCCUCUCUGGGUGGCUGGGCUCUCCCUUAGAGAUAGGGUGAGAAGCUUAGUCAUUCGGGAGGGACUCGGAGUAGAGCUGCUGCUCCUCCGCAUUGAGUGGAGUCAGAUAAGGUGGCUUGGGCAUCUAAUCUGGAUGCCUCCUGGACACCUCACUGAUGAGGCCACGGGGAAGACUUAGGACACGCUGGAGAGACUAUGUCUCUCAGCUGGCCUCGGAACGCCUCAGGGUCCCCUGGGAAGAACUGGACGAAGUGGCUGGGGAGAGGAAAGUCUGGGCUUCUCUGCUCAGGAUGCUGCCCCUGUGGCCUGACCCCGGAUAAGCAGUUGAAGAUGGAUGUAUGGAUCAGUAACAAAUCAGCACAGUUCUGUUCUCAAAAUCACUGAAAAACAUGCAGGAAGGUGUGAUUGAGUUAAAGCUUUACAGUCAGUACUUCAGAUAAAGGUCAAGAGGUAAAUAAGUGAGAUUUUAUCAGCCAUUGUUUUUCUUUACAUAUUUUUUGUCCGUCUCCUCUCAGCUCUACCCUCUGCUCGGGUUCCCGAACCCUGCCAUUGCUGAAGCCUCUGACCGUCUAAUCAAAGAUCACCAGAGCAAAUAUUCCCAGACCUCCAGGAUCCUGCAGCAGGUAGGUGGACAUGAGGAGUGAUUACAGUUUAAUUUACAUACAAUUCAGUGUAGAACUGAAUGCAUUUCGUAUGGGUCCACAUGUAAUCUACUGUCUGUCUAUGUGAAAGCAGCAGUUAUAUAAUUGUCCAGCUGAGUUUGACAGUGGAAUUAAGUCUGUUUCUACUGCUGCCUGGUUGUUUCCUAACCCCUCACACCAGCUUCAAGCAUUAUAAAUAUGAAAGCAGUCAGUCUUCUUGCUGAUGGUCUUGUUUGCUUUUGUUUAUCAUGAAAAGGCAUCCAAGUGAGUUUAAGUCUAUUUCAUGAACUUUAAAAAACUCCUCAAUGGAGCUUUAAGUGUGAUACACAUACUCUCUCUCUCUCUCUCUUUCUCCCUCUCUCUCUCCCUCUCUCUGUCUCUUUCUCUCUCUCUCUCUCUCCUUCAGAGGCAGACAGUCGAGUUAAUCCCCAUCACUAAAGUCAACUACAAGUGGAAAGGCGACACUCACCUCUAUUACGUCUACGGCAACGAAAACCAAGUCAGCGCCGACAAUUACCCAGCCACCUGCUGCUGUGUCAUCCUGUAGACACACACACACACACACACUCUCUUUCACACACAUACACACAGUUAGUCUCAGUACUUGUUACUCCUCUGUAUGACCGUCCCUUCCCUCCUGGAUAACUUCUUUCAAUACAUCACUGUAUUUUCAUGUCCAUCCAUCAGUUCAGGCUUUUUAUUUCUUUCUCAGACAAAACUUUUGUUUUUGUUUUUGUUUAGAAGUUUAACAAGAACACUCCUCAAACAUCAACCGUCCCAGAGUGAAUGAUAUGUCAAACAGAUAAGCAAGAUGAUACAGAUUUCAAAUUUACCCCAAAAGUGCACCACACUGACUUUUAGGGGCACUUUUGAGGACGGCCUCCUCAGUUCUGACUCCUUGAAGGACCACCAGGGUUCUGCUGAGGAGGAAAUAUCAAGAAAGCUUCAUAUUGGCAAUUUAAAUGUGUAAUCCAGUAACUAGAUGAUGAAUAUCCAUGACAUGGAUGCUUCAAAAGAAAGAGAAAUCAGUCCUUUUUGGGAGAAACCAUCCCAUUCUCAGUCUGUUAUUGUCUGAAAGUAUGACCAUUUACCAAAGAUAUUUUCUGUUACAGAAACCUUUUACUGAAAUGUUUACAAACCAACCUGUGCCAGUAUGUGCCAAGUUCUGUCCUCAGCCUUACACAGACACCUCAACAAUUUUAGUGUUUCAUGAACCUGCAGACCUCCUUAAACCAAAAACUUGACACACCUAAAAGGAGGAAUCAAAUGAUGACCUGAGGACUGAGUCAAACUCAAACAUUGUUGCAUGAUAGAUGUGUGGGGAAAUUCAGUUUGGCUGCAAUCUACAUAAAGCAUCUUAGUGAGUUUAAAGGAUAAGCUUGAUCUGGUUCAGUUGGUUCUUACCUGUGUUCUUCUACCUGUGAAAAAAGUUACAAGCAGGAAAUAAUUUUGAUAACUCAGGAACAAAAGCCAAUGGAAUUUUGUUCUGUCAAUCACAUAGUGUUCACCGCUUGUGCUUGCCACUUGCCGCUUGUUUGUAAUCAAACUAACAAAUGUACUUCACAGAUGAUAUACCUCUCUUCAGAUUUUGUACUUGGCCUUUCAUGAACUCCUACGGCUGUAUGUGAAGCGUGUCUCUUGCAACAGCACUUACAUUAAUCACGAGCUAAAUAUCAUGAAUAAGUUGCUCUUGUUUAUGUCAAUAUUCUGGGGUUUCCCUCAGAGAUAAAAGGGUUUAAAUCGUCUUUCUAUGUGAUGAUAUACAACAUGUUUAAGAGUGCGCAGUUUCUGUGCAGCUGUUAAGUCCCAUCUGUUUUAUGGUGUUUGCAAUCCUGCUAGCUACUGGUACCAAAAUUAUGUGCAGCUGCAGUUUCAGGACCCCAAUUCUGGGACCACAUCUCUAGAACCCCAGUAUUGUUGUGGCAGUCAGGGUUAGGGUUAUGAUUUGACUCUAAAAUGGUUGUGUCGGACUCUAAAAACAUGGUUGGAGACUAUGGCUGUGGCAAAAUACUGUUAAUAAGCAAAUGCUAAUACUGUAAUCCUGAACAGAGGAGAGAUGAAGCAGCAGCAGACUGCUUGUGACACUUCUAUAAAAGUGUUACUAAUUCAUCAAACAUUAAUACAUCGUAACUGUUCAUUUAACUUUAUUCAUUUAGCUCAGUAACUUACGAGCAACCAGAAGUAGCUUAUACUUCAAAAUAAAAGCAUAGUUCUAUAAUGUGGGACAUAAAGCAACUUCAACCCAGGACAGAAUAAAUUCAUGAAAAACAAUCCUUUUAUCACUGCUAUUGGGAUAUUUAAUGGACAGGACAGAUGAAGAUCUGAUACUGUUACAGCUUUAUGAAACACAAAAAAUGAGAUCCUCGGGGAGCACCAGAUGGGGCCCUCACAAACAACAGGGUCUUGGAAUUGCAGUCCUGAGUCUGCAGCCUUUCCACUCACUUGAACUUUGAGCUCAGUCUAAGGUAAUGUCAGCUAUUGUCAGUUGUCUUGGAUUGAAGAUUAAGUGCGGGUUUAUCACCUGAUGAUGGAGAAGGGAGUGGAGUAGGUGGUGGUUUCUCUAGCUAGUAGUGUAUCCUUUUUUGUAAAAUACCUCCGUGCAUUUAUACAGGUACAUACACCACAUCUGUGUCUAUGACACAACCCACACUAUAGAUAAAAAGGGUGAUGAAAGUGCAUUUGUACUAUGUAUUUUAAGGUCUCAUGUGAAAGUCAAACUGUUCAGUUUCCUGUUUAGUAUAAGUUUGGUUUAGAACAUUUUUAAAAGGUGAAAGAAUCUCUAUAAGAGCAUCCACAGAUCCAUUACAUCCAUGCAUGUUAACGGUUUUCAUCUGUUUGAAAAUUCUAUUUAUUUGUUGCUGAUCGUUUUUUUUUUUUUACCUUGUAACAAAUACCUUAAGAUACACUUACUCAAGAUAAAGUUACUACUACAAGAGCCUUAACUUUCACUGCAUUAGUACUCCUAGUUUGUUAUUGCAUGCAUGCAGCAACAAGCCAUGCUGGAUGAUCUACCUGUUGACAAAGUUACCUCACUAAGACAUGUAUGAAACAAUAUUCCUUCAUUUUUUUCCUGCCGAUCACAUCAUCAGAACAUUUUCAUAAACCUCAUUAACAGUAUUAUCUCAUUAACAUAUAUAAAUACACAUAAACAGUAGUUGUCUUUUAUUAAUCAAAGGUAGUGGAUUUUUUUUUUACUCUUUUAUAAAACUCAGAUUAAAGGUGUGUUCAUUUACAGUUGACUUUACUUUCAGCAGCAGCUGACCUCAGGAACAGGAGAAAAAUCCUAACCCUGUAAACUCUCCUCCUGCAGUACUGUAGUACUCCUGUAGAGGGGGCUCUGUGUUGAACAGACUGCUGCCCCGUACAUAACUUCAUAGCAGUGUUAAGCGUUCAGAACUAAGUUUGACUGUUAAUGUAUUACCACACACACAGACGUCUUUACAAUGUGUUAUCUAAAGCUUCUUUCAUUCACUUUUUAUGCUGCAUUCCUGCUUUUCAUAAUGGAAUAUGUAAUAGCCUGCUGCUGAAAGGUCUCUCUUCAAGGGUCAUGUCCUGCAUUUCAUGUAAACAUCUGUGACUGUAAGUGUUAUGGUUUGUUAUAUCAUUAGCCUGUUGUCAGAGUUACACUUUUUAACAAUCGACCUAUGACUUUUUGCUGCCAAAGCUUUCACAUAUACACUAAAAAAAACAUAAAUAAGGCGAAAUAACUGACAUGUAAUUUCUUCAACUGAAGUGAUGCUGCUAGAAUUUGAUGCACCUUUUAUUAAGUGGGAAUUUGCAGUGUAAAUUCUCGAAAAAUCUGACUAACCAGCAUCUCUGCUACUAACCUGAUGGACUUAGUGGUGCAAAGAUAACUCUGUAAAGAGGUCAAAACAAAAGAUCAUGUUGAAUGUUACUUUCAAGCUGAAAAUAAAUUCUGAUUCCAUUUCC
Xyrichtys novacula (pearly razorfish) is the source of this 26703-nucleotide messenger RNA. NCBI's taxonomy places the organism in Eukaryota, Metazoa, Chordata, Actinopteri, Labriformes, Labridae. The record is from the annotation of a GenBank genome assembly.